GUAAUAAUAAAGGUGAUACUUAUAAACAUUCUGAAAAGCUUAUGUCUUUUGAAAUUUCAAAAGAAUCUAUAUCUUUUGAACUUUCUGAAAAAUCUACAUCUUACUCAAAUUAUGAAACUAGUGAUAAUAUAUCUAUCAGUUCUAAUAGCACAACUCUUUUUAAUAAG
Racocetra persica is the source of this 167-nucleotide messenger RNA. The record is from the annotation of a GenBank genome assembly. Lineage: Eukaryota; Fungi; Glomeromycota; Glomeromycetes; Diversisporales; Gigasporaceae.